AUGCGCGGCUCAAGACAAAAUACGGAGGAGGUUCGAAGCCUUUCCGUCGCAAUCUCGGAGCUUCCAAGUGGGACUCGAACUGAUACACACGGCUUCAAGACCACAUUCCCGAAGGUUUACUCGGCACAGUUCCGUGUAUACUUGAUGCAAUUAGCCUCUGCUGCUCAUUACGAAAGUAUUAAUGAAACACUUGGCAGAAGGAGAUUCAGAGAAAUCGUCAUAAUACUCGCUGCACUCUGGUUUACAAAUGCAUUCUUCCAACUCUUAGACGCUGGGCAAAUAAUGAUGAUCGGAGUAAAAGUGAAGUCUGAUCUCAAUGCAUGA
Protopolystoma xenopodis is the source of this 324-nucleotide messenger RNA. The record is from the annotation of a GenBank genome assembly. Lineage: Eukaryota; Metazoa; Platyhelminthes; Monogenea; Polystomatidea; Polystomatidae.